This is a messenger RNA of Macrosiphum euphorbiae (potato aphid), 1398 nucleotides long. The record is from the annotation of a GenBank genome assembly. NCBI's taxonomy places the organism in Eukaryota, Metazoa, Arthropoda, Insecta, Hemiptera, Aphididae.
AUGCCAACGGAAACGGAUAAGAAUGUUACCGGCGGUAGUGCGCAGGCAUUCGAUACAAACGAUUUGGUACGGGCACUGUUGGAACAAAAUCGUCUAAGAGAACAGCAGAUGGAUAAGAUUAUAAACAAGUUGAUGGAGACCAAGGCAACGGAACGACCAACCGCAUCAAUGUUACCGGUAAUUAUGCAAACUGUACCUGUGUUCAACGGUGAAACUGGAGAUACAGAUGUAGCCGCAGAGUGGCUAAGAGCUCUCAAAACAGCCGCGUUAGUAAACAAAUGGUCAGAUGCAUGUACCCUAGAAACUGGUCGCUCACACUUGGCGGGGGCAGCUAGAAAUUGGUAUUUAUGUCACAUGAGUGAUUUAGAGAGUUUCCAGAAAUUUGCGACAUUGUUUGAGGAGACAUUCAUGGGCCAUGAGAGCAUCACUGAAACGUGGAAAAGUAUGAAUGAGCGCGUCCAGAGGCGGGACGAGACAGUGUUCGCAUAUUUUCAUGAAAAGGUUAGACUAUGCCGACGUUUGGGUUUAACGGCAAUUGAAACAAAAAAAAUGGUGUGUGUGGGGUUGCAUUCUCGGGAGUUGUCAUCUGCGUUACUGAGCAAUGGACAUACUAGUGAGACAGAAUUAGUAGCUGACAUUCGGACGUUCAACGAAGUUGAUCGAAAUCGAAGCGAGAGAUAUCGUAACACAGCACCUCGUACAACACCAAUCAAAUCGAAACCGAAGUUUACGUCAGAGAAGGAACCGACAAUUACUAAAGAAACGAAAAAUGUCAACAAUAUGAGGGGUACCCCAUCUCAAACGAGUCCGCGCUGUUACAAUUGCCAACUGUCUGGUCACAUAGCACGAGAUUGCGACCAACCACGAAAACCAUUGAAGUGCAACAAGUGCAAGCGUGAGGGACAUACUGCAAAGUACUGUCAAGUCAAUAUCACCGACGUCAACCUGAUUAGCGUGCAACCAAAAAGUAGUAUAAUACAUUAUAUUAAAGAAGUAAGAAUAAACGAACACGAAGACAUAAUCCAUGGACUGGUGGAUACUGGUAGUGCAGUUUCCAUCAUAAAACGAUCAACUGCUGUGAGAUUUGGUUUGGAAAUAAAUUCAAGAAAAAUUGACAUGUGGGCAUACGGCACUGCUCAACCAGUGAUUAGUUUGGGUGAGGCGGAAGCAGUCAUAAGCAUCGAUGAGGUACAGGAACGGGUCAAGCUGAUAGUGGUGAAUGACAACAUACAACAACAUGAAAUUAUUAUUGGACGUUCUUUCAUUGAAUUGGAAAAUGUAACCUUCAUCAAAACUAAAAACCAAUUGGUGUUCGGCUAUGACAUGAAGUUUCCUUAUCAAGAGUCAGAUAUUCCCAGGGAUUCGUCGGAAAAAACAUGCAUUGACAAUAACUCAUGA